Messenger RNA from Drosophila persimilis, 467 nucleotides. RefSeq lists its product as uncharacterized. Lineage: Eukaryota; Metazoa; Arthropoda; Insecta; Diptera; Drosophilidae. Bases 12 to 467 code for a protein of 151 amino acids. The record is from RefSeq and is a predicted model, not a curated record. The transcript is spliced from 3 exons.
AAAAUUUCAAUAUGUCGAUCCGCAACAUACAUGUAUAUAGAUACGGUGAUGAGGAAGAUGACAGCCCGACUACGGAUAGCGAGGGGAGCAUGGAGAGCGUGCGGAGCGAGUGGAGCGAGGGGAGCGACUCAGAGGAAGAAGAGGAGCUGCCGCCGGCAGGCGAUUCGGAUGGGUGGGACCUUCUCCUGCUGGCCACAGUGGCGCUGCUGUUCCUGGUCCGCUUCUGGCACAAGGACUACCUCCAGUACCUUGCGGCGUCCAUUAGGCCGCCAGGGCCGGCCCUAUCGGGAUCUGCUUGGCCUUUGUACACGGGACUCAUGUGGUUCACUUCGGCGGUCCUCUACAGGCUACUCCUGAUGCGGGCAAGAGUAUCCGAGUGGGAGCGUUGUCAAGGGCAGCGCCAGCGUCGAUUGGAAAAGCCGGAGCGCCGCUUUAUGCGGCAGUUACGGCUAAGUAGCCUCCGCUGA